This is a messenger RNA of Tachyglossus aculeatus (Australian echidna), 2907 nucleotides long. RefSeq names its product synaptogyrin 3 (gene SYNGR3). Bases 68 to 757 code for a protein of 229 amino acids. The transcript has 4 exons. Gene Ontology annotation, cellular component: synaptic vesicle membrane; neuromuscular junction. Lineage: Eukaryota; Metazoa; Chordata; Mammalia; Monotremata; Tachyglossidae. The record is from RefSeq and is a predicted model, not a curated record.
CCGUCCGGAGGCGGGGGUGGGGGGUGUCGGCGGGGGUCGAGCUGCCCCCCUGCCCCCCUGGCCGGCGAUGGAGGGGACGUCCUUCGGAGCGGGCCGGGCGGGGUCGGGGGCCGUGGACCCCCUGGAUUUCCUGCAGCAGCCCCGCACCGUGCUGAGGAUCGCCGCCUGGGUGUUCUCCAUCGUGGUGUUCGGGGCCGUGGUGAACGAGGGCUACGUGAACCGGGACAGCGGGCCCGAGCUGCGCUGCGUCUUCAACGAGAACGAGGCGGCCUGCAGCUACGCCAUCGCCGUGGGGCUGCUCGCCUUCUUCGCCUGCAUCUUCUUCCUCCUCCUCGACCUCAACUUCCAGCACAUCAGCAGCGUCAAGGACCGCAGGGCCGCCGUGCUGCUCGACCUCGCCUUCUCCGGCCUGUGGUCGUUCCUAUGGUUCGUGGGCUUCUGCUUCCUGGCCAACCAGUGGCAAAGGACCAAGGGAAGCCAGGGGGUGAGCCAGGCCGGGGACGCCGCCAGGGCCGCCGUCACCUUCUCCUUCUUCUCCAUCCUCACCUGGGCAGCGCUAACGGUGAAGGCGCUGCAGAGAUACCGGUUGGGCACAGACAUGACCCUGUUCGCCACGGACCAAUUCCCGGCCGCCCCGUCCGGCGCCGGCUACCCGGGGGCCGCCGGCGGCCUCGACGGCACCGACACCUACCAGAGCCCCCCGUUCGCCGAGACCCUGGACCCCAGCCCCAAGGGCUACCAGGUUCCCGCCUAUUAGGGGCCAGGAAGGGGCCCGCCGCACCCCUGACCCCUGACCCCCGACCCUCCCCGUUAGCCGGUCGUGCUGCGCUCUCGGGCCUAGCCUCCGUCCACCCCCUCAGCCAGCGCCUCUUCGGGAGGGAAGCGGCGGGACAGACGCCUGCACGGAGGCGGUGGACGGGCGAGUGACCGGCGGCGGGGUGGGGGGGUGGGGUCUGCCGCCCCCAGACUCCCACGGGCCCUGGGCCCUCACUGCCAUCUCCCUGAAUGAAGGCUGGGGUCGAGGGGCGGGGGGCCCUGACGUCCGGGACCCCAGCCCCCCCGGGGAUGCCCCCUCCCACACUGCACCUCUGGAGGGAUGGGAGAGGGGGAAGGAUCCUCACCCACUCCUUCUCAGCCCCUCCUCUCCUCCUCACCCCCAGGCCCAGCCCCGACUCCAAAGCUUUCUUUAGGGGAUCCCCUCCCCAGUUCUGUCAAUCAACCAAUCGUCUCUAUUGAGCGCUUACUCUGUGCCCCACUUGGGAAAGCACGUGAAGGUAGUAGAUGGGAUCUCCCUGCCUCGCGGCACUGAGGGUUCUCGACUUGAGUGAAUUUGAACCGAUUCUAGUGUUUCUUAAAAUUGAUUGUUAACCCGAGUGGCCCUCCCCGUACCCCCCGCCCCACUAAGGCUGCAGACCCUCCCUGCCUUGGCUAUCUCUCCUCUCCUCUCUCUUUCCUCUUUUCCAGAUUCUCCCCACGCCCCUCUCUUCUCUUCCCCUCUCUCCUUUCUCCCCGCCUCCGUGCCCUCCCCUGAACCUUGGGUGGGUUUUUCCGAGUGGAGAGGGGCUUCCCAGGAGAGGGACCCCUCCGGAUCCCCCUCCUUCCCACCUGACCUGACCAGGAAUAUGAGGGCUGGCUGGAGCCCUGGCGCGGGGGAAUGAUGGUCGUAGCGCUUUUCUCUGGUUUUGAAGGACGCGGCCGCCCCCCCGCCCCCAUUGGGACAUGGGGGGUCCCGGCCCCAAUAGCCUCCCCCACUACCCCAGGUCCUGGGGAGCUCUUCGGGAGACCCCACAACCUCCCUGUCAUUGGGGAGGCCAAAACAGAGGCCCACCUGUCUUGACAAACCACUGUUGAUCUAGGCGGGGUGGGGUCACCCCCACCUCCAGCCACCGGACCCCAGGCCCGCUGCCUCCUCCGGGCGCGAGCGGCCCAGCCCAGGGGGUGGUCCCGGACACGCCAGCGGAGGGAGGGGGAACGUGCUUGUGGUUGUAUCCGCCUUGUGUGCAGGUGAUCGUGUCCUUAGGAUACCGUGCCCGGCGCCGGGGACCGUCCGGCUCAGUAUAACCCACCCAGCGCCGGAGACCGCCCCAUCCCUCAGUAGUACUCGUCCAGUGCCGCUAGACAGUCCUGCGGUAUCGGCCUCCGGGUCCCGCUGGACGGCCUGCCUCUCAGUAUUGCCCGCUCCGGCCCCAUCGUUUGCCCCCUUGGACCGUGGUGCGUGAGAAUGCCUAAGAACCGUCCCGUCUAGAUGCCUAGUCCAUCUCUCGGGGUCCGAGGAUCGCCCCCACCCCUGCCCGCCCGCCCUUCCCUGCUUGGAGCCCCCAGCAUGCCAGCCCACCGUGGAGCGCCUGCCCGUCUGUGCCCGGCCCACCGCUGCCGCUGAGAGCCCGGCAGGCUUCCCGGAGGCUCUCCCUUCCCCCCGUGGCCAGGAAGGACAGUCCUGGGCCUUCCCGAGAGGGACGGGACCCUGGAUCUGCCGCCUUCCCCAUCCUCGAACGCCCCAUACGAACAUCACAGACUCCGAGGAGGCCGCGGGAUGCCCCCUUACUGCUCCCUGUGAUCCCCUCAUCCUCCCCCAUGUGUGUGACCCCCUCCCCACAAAACAAAAGCUUCCACGCUCCAGGGACGCAGCGGCCUUCCGGGUGGAGGACGGCCGAGCUGGUUUCUGGAGCUUCGCCCGCUGGCCUCCGUCAGCCCUAGCCCUAGCUCCCUCCGCGUGUCCCGUCCGUGUCCCCCUCCGCUCCCCGCCCGACUUUUACAAACCCGCCCCGUACCCCACGUGGUUGGCCAACUUCCCUCUCCGGUCAAGCCGAGCGCUUCGGAGAGUUGGCUGUCGUGAGUAAAGCCCGCGUGCGUUGUUGUCUACAGUGGAGCGUCGACGGGGGUGAAAAGUAAAACAUGUUUACAACU